This is a messenger RNA of Larimichthys crocea (large yellow croaker), 2483 nucleotides long. RefSeq names its product BEN domain containing 7 (gene bend7). The transcript is spliced from 10 exons. The record is from RefSeq and is a predicted model, not a curated record. The coding region runs from base 275 to 1684 and encodes 469 amino acids. Lineage: Eukaryota; Metazoa; Chordata; Actinopteri; Sciaenidae. Gene Ontology annotation, molecular function: DNA binding.
UAUUAAAGUCAUUAAUUUAUUUACAUGGCGGGAGGGAAGAACCAGCAUCAUGUUGGCAGACGGAAUAGAUCAUGCACAGCUUUUAUCAAGUGAAUAUUAAGCCUAACAGGGUGAAAAAUCUGGCGAUGACAGCAUCUGUAGCGCAGCCUAAGGAGAAAUUUAACUGAUUAAUAAGGUAGACGGACAGUGAUUCCGCUGAGUGCAUCCUAGUCACUGAUUUCGAGGAGCGAUUUUCGACUGUACGACUUACUGUAGACUAUAUCCCCCCGUGAACAUGGAGUUUGGGGAAAGGAAGAGGAGAAGGAAGUCACAGAGCUUUAAACUGGUCACGGAUGAAGAUUCAGACACUUCAUAUAUGAUGAAUUCCAGCUGCAAAUAUGCCAAGGGAGAGCCUAAAGAUGCUGCUGUGCCUGAUGUUUGGGUGGGGGAUGAAGGCAUGGAGAUCAAGAGGCAGAUCACAGGAAUGAUGAGGCUUCUGAGUGAUAAAACCAGCAGGGUUUAUCAGCGUGCAGGAACAGAGCAGGACAGCUUAACAAAGGAAGCCCAGGAUAGGCAUCUGACCUGGGUACAUCAGCCUGCACCUUUAUCUCUUGUAUCAGAGCACCACCAGAGCAACAGCUGGAACUCUGCAGGGGACCCAGGGCCUUCACCUUCAUCCAUAUCCACGCCUAUCCCCAACAGUCCAGGCGGUGGCCAGUACAGCACCCGCUCCAAAUCCACAAAGAUCCUCACCAAUACUAAGGAUCUGAUCAAAGUGAAUGAAGCUAAUGCAGAUGUAGUCCCUCCUGCUGCGUCAGAACCUCCUUGCUGUAUGUGUAACUGUAAGGGCACCUUGCAGGCUAUCUUGCAGGAAAUGCGUGCCAUGAGGAGGCUGAUGCAGACUCGGAAAGCAUCUUUGGAAAGACAGGAACAGGCAGCAUCACCAUGCCAACCUCGUCUUGGUCCAGGUCCUGCUCCUUGCUGUAGGCCCCGCAAGAGGAGACCAAUUUAUAAAGUGGCACCACUCACAGUGUCUAGUACUAGAAAAGCUGCUCUUGCCUCUCUGGAGGCAUCACCAAUUAUAGCUGCACCUGCAGAAUCUGGGAAGAGGGAAGAAUGUAAGAAAGAGCAAGACUCAUCUACAACCAACAGUCAUUCAGUCCCCUCUGGGGUUUCUGUGCUGCCACCUCAAAACAAUCCAGUGACUGUCAACAACACACACAAUCCUCUCCUGAACCAACUAAGGGAACCUCAGUCAUUAGAGUCUGAGGUGCGUCUCGCAGAGGAUUAUGAUGUGUUUAUCUCAAAGGCUCAGCUAGACUCCAUUCUGGUCAACUAUACACGCUCUGGCAGCCUGCUGUUCAGGAAACUGGUGUGUGCCUUCUUUGAUGAUGCUACCCUGGCUAACUCCUUGCCAAAUGGUAAAAGGAAGAGAGGGCUCAAUGAUAACCGUAAGGGCUUGGACCAGAACAUUGUGGGUGCCAUUAAAGUGUUUACAGAGAAAUACUGCACUGAACACAGAAUAGAUAAGUUGCCCGGACCACGAGACUGGGUUCAAAUCCUUCAGGAUCAGAUCAAACUUGCCAGAAGGAGGCUGAAAAGAGAUGCUGCAGAGGCAGAGGAAGUGUUAAAUGGACCAUCCACAAGCUGUGACCAUAACAAGCCUGCAAGUGUGAAGGGGACAGUGGUAAACAUGACUGGCUGAUUCGAGGGCUACCACAAUGGCCUUAUUGCUAAUUUGUUAAUUGUCUUCAUUACAUCACUGUAUCACUGACCUGAUACAUUUUGCCACUUUAGCUCUGUGUUAUGGAUGUAAAGGGAAAAAAUUGAGGACCAAAUGAGGGAGAAGCCUACUUAAUGAUAUCAUCUCUCCCAUGCACACACACACACAUACACUCCACCUAUUGUUGUCCUUCAGACUUUAAAUGGAAACAUACUGGGAUCUGGGAUUUUGUGCCAAUAGACAUUGAACUAUACAGUUGUUAUACAGGUCAUUUUCAUGUUUAGAGGUGACUUACUGUUUACAUCAUAGGCUACAGCUUCAAAAGCAUACGUGCCUGGUUCUCAUAUGCCAUUACUCGGGGGAGUCACGUCUAAAACGAGUACUGUAACUGUAUAACAUUUAUAUAAUUUACACAAAUUACUUUUUACGAGAAGUUGUCCAUUGUGGAUUGUGCCUUUUAAGUGACGAGUACUUCAGUGGAUGUAACGUGCAGUGCAGCAUCCACCUCAAUUACAAACACUACAUCCAAAAAUAAAUAACUGAUGUAUUUUCUGGUUCAUUUUGCUAAUUAAAAAAUAAGGUUAUUACAUCUGGCCUGAAAAUAUAAAAAUACACCAUAUUCUAUGAAAAGUUGUUUCUUUUCAUUAGAACCUGGAGGCUAUGCAUAUCAGUGCUAUUGUUGUUAAUAUUGUAAUUGGCUUUUUCUUUUUUUUUCCAUUUCUGCUCACAGUGCACAUGAAAUGAAUAGAUGUUUGCACCAUUAAAUAUGGUUUCUUCACAA